AACAAAGGCUGUGCACGCAGUGAGAGGAGAUAACAUGCGCCCGACACGUGCAGGAUGUCUCCUUGUUUUCAUUUCAUGCGUCCGUACGAGAUCUUCGCGAUAUAAAAGAGCGCGCGUCGCAGCGCUUGGUGUCAGUCCCGUUCUUCAGCAGUAAAGACAAGCUCAAAAACAAUGGCUGCGAACGUCACGUGCGCUUCCAAGGCGCUUCUUCUGGUGGCAAUUUGUUUUGUUGUUGCGUGCAGAAGCGCGAGUGCCGGCGGCCAGCACGCCUGCGCCUACCCUCAAGCGUGUUACAGACCUGGCGCGCCCGACCCGCACCACGUCCUGACUGCGACCGCCCAGUUUGACCGGCGCACGGGGCGAUGCGUGACCACUCGGCCGGUGACCGGACCCCACUUCUGUCACAAGUUCGCGACCUUGGCAGCCUGCCGAGCGGCCUGCGAGUCUUCCGACUGAGAGUGCGGAACACCCACUC
This is a messenger RNA of Ixodes scapularis (black-legged tick), 475 nucleotides long. RefSeq lists its product as uncharacterized. The record is from RefSeq and is a predicted model, not a curated record. The transcript is spliced from 3 exons. Lineage: Eukaryota; Metazoa; Arthropoda; Arachnida; Ixodida; Ixodidae. The coding region runs from base 172 to 456 and encodes 94 amino acids.